Molecule: messenger RNA, 3390 nt
Organism: Schistocerca gregaria
Lineage: Eukaryota; Metazoa; Arthropoda; Insecta; Orthoptera; Acrididae
Product: protein eva-1
Exons: 7
Coding region: 1-1581 (526 amino acids)
Molecular function (GO): carbohydrate binding
Source: RefSeq, a predicted model, not a curated record
AUGCGCACGCGGGCUGGUGUGGUGCAUGUGGCACGAGCUGCGGCAGCUGUAGCGGUGGCGGGCGAGCCGGCCCUGACGGCGCGUGACGGCGCAGCUCUGUUGUCAGGCACGCUGCGCACGUACCAGCGCGCCGGCUGCGACGACCGGCCGCUCGCGCUCUGGUGCCCGCGCGGCACCAGCAUCUCGGUCCAGCUGGCGCAGUUCACCCGCUCGCCGCCCCCGCACGCCCACUGCGCUUCCGCCCCCGCCUCCCACUACGCCGCGCAGAGCAACGACUCCUGCCUCUGGCCGAAGGCCCUGCAGUACUCUCUGUUGCAGACGGUGGUGGAGGCGUGCCAGAAGAAGCGACAGUGCAAGUUCCAGCCAAGCGGGCGGCCCUACGGCACAGAUCCCUGCCCCGGGACGCCCAAGUACGUCCACGUCGAUUACAAGUGCCGGCCCUAUGAGUUUCGCAGCAAAGUCGCAUGUCAAAGUGAAACAGUGCACCUGCAGUGCAAUCCAAAUGCUCGAAUUGCUGUCUACUCAGCAAGCUUUGGACGCACUGAAUAUGAAAGUAUACAGUGUCCCCAGCCACAGGGUGUCCCUGAGGAAACAUGCCUGGUGAGCUAUGCCACAGAAAUUGUCAUGAGAAUGUGUCAUGGAAAACGUCGUUGCACACUUCCUGCUGAUUCUGAAACAUUUGGUAAACCCUGCAGAAGUGACUCACGGAUGUAUCUCAAAGUUGUUUAUACAUGUGUUCCCCGGAAAGUUCUGAUGGAAGCCAUUGAGGAAGCAGCUCAGGCAGAUGAAGUAGCAGAUGAUCAUGAAGAUGACCUAGAUGCCUAUGACACUGCAGACGAAACAGGUGCCUUUUCUCCAUCUCCGAAUGUCCAAGGAGCAGGUCCUGGGCUCAACGACAGGGGAACAGGAGGUGCAGCACCUGCUAGAGACCCUACAACUCUCUCACCUCAUGCUCCAGUACAUGAUGGAAACAUCAAUCAUUCUGACAUACAAAAGUAUGGUCCAUAUGUAAAACCCCACAUUACAAGCAAAAAGUUCUCCCAUUCUCCCUCUGCCCCUGUGGACCCUAUCACCACCAAAGAUAUGCAAGGUGAUGAUGUCUCGGAUGAGAAAGUCCUUGAAAAUACCAACUGCAACAUCACAGUAAAUCUUGAGGACAAAACGAAUGUGAUUGGCUUCAUUUCUGAAUGGAUUAACGCAUACAAUUUCAUCUCACGAAACCAGGAGAAGUUCUACCUGUAUCUUAUCCUAAGUGUAACAGCGGGGCUCGUCCUCUUCCUGGGACUGGUAAUAGGACGGCUUCUGCUACAACGUCGUAGAAGCCAGCGCAAUCCAAAGCCUUCGGCGCCACCAACAGAACAGACAUUACCAAAUGGUUUUACAGAUGACCUGAGUGAAGCAGAAAUGGAGACAGCAGUUUCUGGAUCAGACACAGUCCUCGGACUAGUUCCUACCAAAGCUCCAAAUGUGCCAGGUCGAACACCACCUACAAGUGUAUCAGAAGUUGUGCGGUUCGGAGGCAGCAGUGGAAUUCCACGGAGCCUGAACCGUGCCACAAACAGCCAGUAUUACUAUGGCUGACGUGGGCUGGGUGUCCGGGCCCCUGAUGGUCCGGAUGCUCAAGCACAAGGAAGGAUUUGUCCUGGAACUCGCACCUACUGUUUUUAGAACAGUUUGUGCAUGUGUAUUCCAGCAGCAUCUGGCACCAUUUGUGUGCAUUUAAGCAGAGAAAAGGUCAAAAGAACAUUACUCUUGCUAUGUUUACAAGUCCGCCUAUCCUUACAAUGACAAGUGAUUAAUCCCUGAGACAAUAUAUGUAUAUGUAUAAAUACAGUGACUUUAUCAAUUUGUCCAAAUCUAUAAUGUCAUCUCUGGGAUUUAAAUAAAUUAAAUGAUUGAGACAAAACUUUGUUAUGUGCCUGUUGCAGCUGUGAAAUAGUCUUUAGAAGAAUGGAAGAUUCAUUAUGACUGUUACAGUGUGUGAACACAAGAUAUUCACCUAGUACCUGCUUUUCAAGCAAAGCGGUUCAAGAAGGUUUCAUUAGAUUGCUGUAUCCAGAAGAUGCAGUUCAUAUACAAUCAAUGGACACUCCACACUGACUGUGAAUAACUACUGUAAAGUCUAUUUUCUUAAGAUAUAAUAAUCUGCAUGGAGAAAUUAAUGUACUUAUACAUUUGACUGAAUUGACCAUCAGUGGUUAUGUCUAAGGAAGUUAAGCAUCAGUGUGUCUCUAAGUACAAUGCAGAAACAGAGAGAUUUUUCAAAAGUUUUGUAUAAUACAAGGAGCAUUCCAUAACAGAAAUGUGUGUUACAUAAAUUUCUUAAAGACUUAUUCACUUUUGUGUUGAACUACCCAUAUUGGAGCAUUAAUUUGUGGAGUGUGUCUAAUUUUUCAAUUUUAAACAUUAUUGUGAUUUCUAUCAACUUAAUUUUUGUUGCAAGUGUAAUUAGCAGAUUUGUUGGUGAGAAAGUUACUAUUAACAUAUUUUUAAUUCCAUGGUUAUUAAUUUGUCUGAAUCUAUCUAAGAAACACUUUUACUGCAUAUCAUAAGAGUCUAGUUUUUGCUAAAUUCUUAAUAUCUGACUACAUGAAAUCAACAUACAUGAUCACAGAUGAUGUCAUUACCCAGUGAUUUUAAAGUCCACUGAAAUAUGUUCCCUGAGAGUCCAAAAUAUUAAGCCCAAUCAACUGUUCAAGCUGUCAUAUGAACCCCUUUUUGAUUUAUAAAAUCUAAAUCAUGGACAUAAUGCACUGAAAACACAUUGCAGGAAGGUUUGUUCAGUAUAUGCAGUGAGCUUUUGAGAUGGAGCUUGAUUUAUUUGUUAAGGAAUCACUCUCAUGUUUGCAUAUUUCAAUAAAUGAGGAAAUGUCUACUUCAGACUAGUCAGUGCCUUGGCCCUAUAUCCUUUCAUACAACGGGCCAUAAUGUAAGCAGUUUUGCAUCAAUUGUUUGCCACACAUCUAUGCAGUCAACAUAUAAUGCAGUGUUAGAUUUCUACUGCAUUAUGCAUUGUAAUACAAAGAUGCAAAUAAGAUGGAGUCAGAGUUAACAAUUUUAUCAAUAAUUAAUUAAAUUAAAGGAAUCUACACCCCUUUAGUUUUCCAAAGGCAUAACCCAAGAACACAAAGCAUGUUGUUGAUGUUAAUAAAUUCCUACAAUUAAUUGGUCUGGUAUAUGUACAUGGCAAGAGUCACAUUAUUAAAAGCAAUACAUCCUGUGUACAUUUUACUAGGGUAGUUAUUCUUUUUAGUACGAAAUCAAAAAGAUCGCCAUAGAUAGCAGAAUUUCUUUUAAUAGUCAAGUUCUCUUCAUUAUCAGAACAUUUCAGCACAUUAUUAUUACUGUUAUUGUAACAACAUUGAUUAAUAAAUUCGGGUAUUUAUAUUA